AUGGAUCUGGCGUAUGAGCUGCCCAAUGUCACUGAGUUCUGGUUCUCCUCGGCCUCCCAGUUCGACAACUUCUCCACGGAGAUGUCUGCCAACGCCUCCCAGAACACUACGGGCCAGCAUUUUGACCUGACCAGCAACGCCAUCCUUACCUUCAUCUACUUUGGGGUGUGCAUCAUAGGCCUGUGUGGCAACACCCUGGUGAUCUACGUCAUCCUCCGCUAUGCCAAGAUGAAGACCAUCACCAACAUCUACAUCCUGAACCUGGCUAUCGCAGAUGAGCUCUUCAUGCUGGGGCUGCCGUUCCUGGCCAUGCAGGUGGCUCUGGUCCACUGGCCCUUCGGCAGAGCCAUCUGCCGGAUUGUCAUGACGGUGGAUGGGAUCAACCAGUUCACCAGCAUCUUCUGCCUGACCGUCAUGAGCAUCGACAGGUAUCUGGCUGUGGUCCACCCCAUCAAAUCCGCCAAGUGGAGAAGGCCCAGAACGGCCAAGAUGAUCAACGUGGCCGUGUGGGGCGUUUCCCUUCUGGUCAUUAUGCCCAUCAUGAUUUAUGCCGGGAUCCAAAACACCCAUGGAAGGAGUAGCUGCACCAUCAUCUGGCCAGGCAAGUCCAGCGCGUGGUACACAGGGUUCAUCAUCUAUACCUUCAGUCUGGGCUUCCUGGUGCCCCUCACCAUUAUCUGCCUUUGCUACUUGUUCAUCAUUAUCAAAGUCAAGUCCUCUGGGAUCAGAGUGGGCUCCUCAAAGAGGAAAAAGUCAGAGAAGAAAGUCACCAGGAUGGUCUCCAUUGUAGUGGCAGUCUUCAUCUUCUGCUGGCUUCCCUUCUACCUAUUUAACGUCUCCUCCGUCUCCGUCUUCAUCAACCCCACACCCUUCCUCAAGGGUAUGUUCGAUUUCGUCGUGGUCCUCACCUAUGCCAACAGCUGUGCCAACCCCAUCCUCUACGCCUUUUUGUCCGACAACUUCAAGAAGAGCUUUCAGAACGUUCUCUGCCUGGUGAAGGUCAGUGGCAUGGAUGAUGCGGACAGGAGCGACAGCAAGCAGGACAAAUCCAGGCUAAAUGAGACCACGGAAACUCAAAGGACUCUGCUCAAUGGUGACCUUCAGACAAGCAUCUGA
Emys orbicularis (European pond turtle) is the source of this 1116-nucleotide messenger RNA. RefSeq names its product somatostatin receptor 2 (gene SSTR2). The transcript has a single exon. The record is from RefSeq and is a predicted model, not a curated record. NCBI's taxonomy places the organism in Eukaryota, Metazoa, Chordata, Testudines, Emydidae. Bases 1 to 1116 code for a protein of 371 amino acids. Gene Ontology annotation, molecular function: neuropeptide binding; somatostatin receptor activity. Gene Ontology annotation, biological process: cellular response to glucocorticoid stimulus; cellular response to estradiol stimulus; neuropeptide signaling pathway. Gene Ontology annotation, cellular component: plasma membrane; neuron projection.